AUGAUCCUCGGGGACCUGGAGCGUAACUGCUCGGAGUGUUCCGCAUGGCCCCACACACCGACAUCUGCAAACUCGCCACCCCCUCGCACGCCUCCGCAAGAUUCAACAAGCGGCACAUGGUCAGCAUGGGAUCUCUCCCCGCGCGGGUGGGGGGAGGUGCAGUCGGAGCUUCGCGCGGAAACGCCGUCAACUGGCCAGGGGCACGGCCAAACGGGAAUUGCGGAGCGGAGAAGCCCGGGGCCUGUCGAGGGGUGCGGAACGGCGCCCUCCCUCAUCGCGCGGACAGAUACUCUCUCAAAGUCGGUGCGCGCAUGGGAUCCGCCAGGUCAGGAGCCGGGGCGACGGGAGGCCCUUUGGUUACGGCGAUGUGUACGUGAGCCAGCUCCCCUCCUGCCUGCGCCUGCCGCACCGCCGCUGCCAAAACGUUCAUUGCCUCUUCGACAGCGGAGUCCUGACUGCGGCUGUUACCGCCGCGCCCGGGGCCAUUCCGCCAACCGCGACGGCCUCCAGAUCCAGCCGACUGCGGACGUGGCGGGGACGGCUCGCGGCGAGCAGAAUCCCAGCGGCGCCCAGGAGAUCCCCUCCCCUGCCUCGCCGGAGAUCGCCGCGGAGAGCGUCGCGCGGGGGAUCGCGCUGGCGGCGAACGCCUAUUUUGACCCCCGCGCCCAACAGGAUGAUGCUGAGGAGAGUGGUGAUGGGGGGAGCGAUGCCGCGCUGGAGAUCGCUGGUCGCCUGCUCCGUUACGAGGAGGUUCGCGUCGCUCAGGACAACGGCGACGAGGAGAUCGCUGCAGCGGAGUCUGACGCUGCGGGGAACGUCCGCGCCCCUGAUCCGGCUGGCCAGCGAGGCGGUUUGACGCGACCCGAGCAAAAGCCCACGAGUACUCCGGCGAGGUGGGCCGUGGGACUCCCCGAAGAGGAAGAGAGAGCCCGCGCUCAAAGCGGUGGAAGGGCUCACUUGCGGAGGGGCGCGCGGGGACACAUGGACGAGGAACGGCAGGCUCCUGCUCUUGCUGCACGCUCUCCGCUGUACCCUCCAACGCAGGAUCGUGACCCGCGGUCGGAUCCAUUACGCCCGAUACCACUGCCGCCGACGCCAGCGCAACGUCAAAGAGUGAGCGAUGUCGCCGCCGAUCCUCCAACAAGGCGCGCGGGGGCGGCAAGAGGAAGAGAAACGCGGGGAAUUCGUGUGGGACGAGGCAGCAUCCGCAGCGGACGUGGGCGCGGCGCCACGACUCAGAGAAGAGGCGCAAGUAGCUUCGCUAGAGCAGCACAGCGGGUCCUGCGGCAGAGAGCUAGGGAGGGAGGGGAGACACUUGGUGACGAUUCAGGGAAUGGCUCAGCGGGUGACCCCUCCUUUAUCCCCGAAAGGGAGGGGAGUUCGAGUCCCUCGACAGGGGAAGAAGAGGUUGACCCAGCCCAAGGAGUGGGUGAAAUUCCAACUGGGGGCCGAACCGCAUCUGCAAUUCGAACCCCUCGAAAUCGGGCCGCGAGGGGAACUCGGGCCGCGAGGGGAAACCGAGCCGCCACCAACACUGGGGUUACCACUACCCCCGACACCCCUGCACCAAUCGUCAGCGCUGACGACCUGGCCGGCCGUCAGGACCUCUUCGCUGACAUCGCCAACUGGGACCUCUGCCCCCUGCGCGACAGCAGACAGCCACCCCUCGCUCGCCACCCACCCCGCCCACUUCGCGAAUCCUUCGCAAUCUGUCUGCUGACCCCACUACUCCACCUGGCGAAAAAUCCUGACUCGUCACCUGGUUGGAAGCUGCUGAUGUUUCUCCCGCGUAUCCUGCUGCGCUCCUCGUCAGCCCGCAAACCUGACUGGAAGGCCAUGGGCGACAAACUGACGAGAUUUUGCCAAGGCCUGUGGCGUGACCUGUAUGACGAGGCAACGGACGCAGUCACCAACAACCCCCAACCACGCCACGUACCUGACACCACGGGCAAGCUGGCGAGGGCCGAGGGGUUGGCCAAAAGAGGAAACCUGGCAAAAUCUCUCCAAUCCCUGACUGCCACGCCCGUCUGCACGCCGAGCGCUGAAGUCCUUAGUGCACUCACGGGCGGAACGAGACCGAUAGCUGUGGGUGAAUGUCUGCUACGCCUCAUCGCCAAGGCGGCUCUUUUCCUAGCCGCUCUCGCGGCGCACGAGCACUUCAUCCCACUCCAAUUUGGAGUAGUGAUCGCCGGAGGCAUAGAAGCGGCGAUACACACUGCGCGCACCUACCUGGAGGAGUUCCCAGGAGCGACGGCUCUGCAGAUUGACCUGGCAAACGCCUUCCAUGCAGUUGAGCGUGCGGCAGUGUUCGAGGGACUGAAAGGCACCGCCCUCAACUUCCUCGUGCCUCUCGUCCGCCUCUCAUACGUCCGCUCAUCUGCACUCUACCUCGACCAUGACUUUGGAGCAGAGCCACUUCAGAGCGCUCGAGGCUGCGAAGCAUGGUCCGCCACCGCCUUGGAUCCCGCCACCUUACCCCCAGGCAUCAAAAUCUCCCUGGACGGUGUCCGCGUCUUAGGCAGCCCCAUUGGGCCACCCACCGGCUGUGCUGCUCGAGUGCGCGAACGCCUUUCUGCAGCAGCCGAGCCGCUACCGCUCCUCUCACAGAUGGACCCGCAGCUAUGCUUGCUACUGCUCACCCGCUAUGUGAGUCGCCGCGCCUCGUUCCUGGUCAGAGCCACACCGCUCGAGGCCCUGCCGCUAGGGGAAUGGUCCGCUUGGGGGGAAGAUCUGCUCCACACCUACCUGGCUGCCACACACACAACGAUCCCCAAGGACUGGGCAGAGAGGGACAGAAUCUGGCAGCAGGCCGCCUUGCCCGCGUCUCUGGGAGGCCUCGGCAUCACAAACCCUGCAGUGGAGGGGGGAUUUGCUUACCUGGCAUCAUACGUUUCUGCGGCCCACCUGCUGCGCUCUUUCGGCGACUCAGCAAACCCGGCUCUCACAGGACUCCUGCCGCUGAUGGAUGCUGACGGGGAGUCCACCUCCCUCCUCCCGAGACGCCUAGCUGCCUUGGAAGCCGAGCUGCCGCCAGCCGGGACUGAGGCUCUCCAAGUGGGGAGACAAAAGCCUAACGGGCCCAAGCUCCAAUAG
Closterium sp. Naga37s-1 is the source of this 3093-nucleotide messenger RNA. The record is from the annotation of a GenBank genome assembly. Lineage: Eukaryota; Viridiplantae; Streptophyta; Zygnematophyceae; Desmidiales; Closteriaceae.